UAGAAAGCCUGAUAGACACAGCAGUGUUGCGGCUAUUCUCAUACUUGGACCAAGGACAAAGCUGCUGGAUCUUUGAGAUUAAAGUGCCCUCUGCUGUUUGAAGUCUCCUGUUCAGCAAAUAGAAGACCACUUUCUCUGAUCCUUGGCGAAAGCUGCUUUGGAGGAAACAGCAAUCAGAUAGAAAUAUUUCUAUGAAUACAGAGAAAUUGGAUUCUCCCAUUUGUUGAUACAGAGGAAGGCUUUGUGAUGGUGACUCCAGUUCCUCUGGCAGCAGAAGACUUCAAAAUCACUCUCGCAGAAUUGCGGGUUUUAAUGGAAUUUCGAAAACAGGAAGCAGUGAAAGAAAUAAAAAAGAAGUAUGGUAACGUCGCUGAAAUCUGUAAACAGCUGCAUACUUCUCCUAUAAAUGGGAUAUCUGGUUCCCCAUCAGAAUUAGUGAUUAGGCGAUCUGUAUUUGGAAAGAACUUUAUACCCCCUAAAAAACCUCUGACAUUCCUAGAAUUAGUAUGGGAAGCACUGCAAGAUACGACAUUAUGUAUUUUAGAAGUUGCAGCCAUCAUAUCCUUGGUACUUUCAUUUUAUGAUCCCCCAGGAGGAAGUGCUCAAGCAUGUCACGCAGAUGACUUUGAAGAAGAUGAAGAGGAGGAAGCUGAUUGGAUUGAAGGAGCUGCAAUACUAUUGUCAGUUGUUUGUGUAGUGCUAGUUACGGCUUUCAAUGACUGGAGUAAGGAAAAACAGUUUAGGGGAUUGCAGAGUCGUAUUGAAAAAGAACAGACGUUUUCUGUGAUCAGGAAUGGGGAAAUAACACAAGUGCCAGUGGCUGACUUAGUGGUGGGAGAUGUUGCACAUAUCAAAUAUGGUGACCUUUUACCAGCUGAUGGUUUGCUUCUCCAAGGGCAUGAUCUGAAAAUCGAUGAAAGCACCCUCACAGGAGAAUCAGAUCAUGUCAAAAAGUCUCUGACAGGGGACCCCAUGUUGUUUGCAGGUACUCAUGUAAUGGAAGGCUCUGGGAAAAUGGUUAUUGUUGCUGUAGGAGUAAACUCACAAACAGGAAUUAUCCUCACCUUACUUGGGGUUGGAGAUGACAGUGAAAAAGACAAAGAAGACAGCAAAAACCCUAAAAAGUCAAACGAUUUGGAGAACAGCAAGGCACCUAAAGUGGAUGAAAAUAAGUCACCUGAAAAUGCAAAUAAACCAGCUCAACACAAAAAAGAAAAAUCGGUUUUACAAGCAAAACUCACAAGAUUAGCAGUUCAAAUUGGCCAAGCAGGGCUGGCAAUGUCUGUAAUCACCGUUAUUGUCCUUAUACUUUCUUUUGCUAUACAAACCUUUUUGGUUGAGAAGCGUCCCUGGACUGUUUCGUGUACACCAGUUUACAUACAAUAUAUUGUAAAGUUCUUUAUUAUUGGUGUUACAAUCCUGGUUGUAGCAGUUCCAGAAGGCCUUCCACUUGCAGUCACCAUUUCACUUGCAUACUCUGUGAAGAAAAUGAUGAAAGACAAUAACCUUGUGAGACAUCUGGAUGCUUGUGAAACUAUGGGUAACGCAACAGCAAUCUGUUCAGAUAAAACAGGAACCUUAACAAUGAACAGAAUGACUGUGGUCCAGAUUUUCAUUGGUGGUACACACUAUAAAAUUGUCCCUGCACCUGAUUUAAUUCAUCCAACCAUGCUGAAUUAUCUGCUUAAAAGUAUUUCUGUAAACUGUGCUUAUACAUCUAAAAUACUUCCUCCCGAAAAGGAAGGAGGACUGCCCUGUCAAAUUGGCAAUAAAACUGAAUGUGCCCUACUGGGCUUGCUUCUAGAAUUAAAUCAGAAUUAUGAGGCUGUAAGAAUUAAGAUACCAGAAGAGAAAUUAUAUAAAGUCUACACCUUCAAUUCUGACAGGAAAUCCAUGAGCACAGUUUUAAAAAAUGAAGAUGGUAGUUUUCAACUGUUCAGCAAAGGUGCUUCUGAAAUUCUCCUUCAGAAAUGCACCCGACUUUUGAAUGGUGCUGGAGCACCUGCCCCAUUUUCAAAAAAAGAUAGGGGAAAUGUUAUUAAAAAUGUGAUUGCACCAAUGGCGUCCGAGGGACUCCGAACCAUAUGUCUAGCUUUCAGAGAUUUCCCAGCUGGCUUUGACCAAUCAGAUCAUUCAGUAUGGGAUAAUGAGGACGAUAUCAUCACGGGUUUGACAUGUAUUGCAGUUGUAGGUAUUGAAGAUCCAGUGAGACCUGAAGUUCCUGAUGCAAUUAAAAAAUGUCAGAGUGCUGGCAUUGUUGUGCGUAUGGUCACUGGGGAUAACAUUAACACAGCUCGUGCUAUAGCUAUAAAAUGUGGCAUUAUUCGACCUGGGGAGACGUUUGUGUGUCUAGAGGGGACUGAUUUCAAUAAGCAAAUACGGAGUGCAGAUGGGAAGAUAAAACAAGAGCUUAUGGACAAGGUUUGGCCUACACUUUGUGUGCUUGCAAGAUCCUCCCCUACUGACAAGUACAACCUCGUGGCAGGGAUCAUUAACAGCAAUAUCACAGAACAAAGGCAAGUGGUAGCUGUGACUGGUGAUGGUACAAAUGAUGGGCCUGCACUAAAAAAAGCUGAUGUUGGGUUUGCAAUGGGUAUUGCUGGAACAGAUGUAGCUAAAGAAGCUUCUGAUAUCAUUCUGACAGAUGAUAACUUCUCAAGCAUUGUUAAAGCAGUUAUGUGGGGCAGAAAUGUAUAUGACAGUAUUUCCAAAUUUCUUCAGUUUCAACUCACUGUCAAUGUGGUAGCUGUGGUUGUUGCUUUUACAGGAGCAUGUGUCACCCAAAAUUCUCCCCUGAAAGCUGUUCAGAUGCUGUGGGUCAAUCUCAUAAUGGAUACCUUUGCCUCUCUUGCUUUAGCAACAGAAAAGCCAACAGAGGAUCUGUUAAAACGGAAGCCCUAUGGUAGAAAUAAACCUCUUAUUUCCCGUGUAAUGAUGAAAAAUAUUUUGUUUCAUGCCAUAUAUCAGCUUGUAGUUGUCUUUACACUUCUGUUUGUAGGUGAAAAAAUAUUUGAUAUCGAAAAUGGGCGAAUUGCACCAUUGGAGGCACCACCUACCCAGCAUUACACUCUUAUAUUUAAUACGUUUGUGAUGAUGCAGAUUUUUAAUGAAGUCAAUGCUCGAAAGAUUCAUGGAGAAAGAAAUGUGUUUUCAGGAAUAUUCACAAAUUCAAUUUUUUGUGGUAUUACUCUGGGAACAUUAGUUGUACAGAUUGUCAUUGUGCAGUUUGGAGGAAAGCCCUUUAGCUGUACAAAGAUUACAUUAGAGCAAUGGCUGUGGUCAAUCUUCUUUGGUAUGGGCACCUUAUUAUGGGGUCAAGUCAUUGCAAGUAUUCCAACCAGCUAUCUAUGGUGUCUGAAAGAAGUUGGUGAGACCCCACCAGUAGCAGAAGAAGAAGAAGAGCUAGCUGACACCACCGAGAUUGACUAUAGUGAGCAGCAGCUGCGUCACAGUCAAAUUUUGUGGUGCAGGAGCCUGAAGAGAAUACAAGUUCAGUGCAGAGUAGUGAGGGCAUUUCAAGCUCCCUUACGUAGUGAGAGACAUUCAGCAUGUAGCGCUAAAGUCUAGGGAAACAUAUGUAAUGGGUCUAAACCUUUCUUUCAUCUGUUUUUGAAUCUGCCAAGUCAACAUGACUAAUACAUAUGUUCACUCCAUUAAGAAAUGGUUAGGAUUUGUUUCACAGUA
This is a messenger RNA of Sceloporus undulatus (fence lizard), 3684 nucleotides long. RefSeq names its product plasma membrane calcium-transporting ATPase 1-like. The record is from RefSeq and is a predicted model, not a curated record. Gene Ontology annotation, cellular component: membrane; intracellular membrane-bounded organelle. Lineage: Eukaryota; Metazoa; Chordata; Lepidosauria; Squamata; Phrynosomatidae. Gene Ontology annotation, molecular function: ATP hydrolysis activity; ATP binding; P-type calcium transporter activity. Gene Ontology annotation, biological process: calcium ion transmembrane transport; regulation of cytosolic calcium ion concentration.